Messenger RNA from Thlaspi arvense, 582 nucleotides. Lineage: Eukaryota; Viridiplantae; Streptophyta; Magnoliopsida; Brassicales; Brassicaceae. The record is from the annotation of a GenBank genome assembly.
AUGGGAGACUUCUCCUUUUCUCUGUCUCUAGCCAGAGCCUUUGGUUCAGCAACAAACCUCACUGCCACCACUCUCGAUACUCAAGGGGAGCUAGAGCGCAAGUUCAAGAAUGGGAAGGCGAACGUAGAAGAGUUGGAGAGACUUGGCUGCAGUGUGGUCUAUGGAGUUAACGUGCACUCCAUGACCACAAAGCCUAGCCUUGGUGGUUCCGCGAUAUACGAUCGAGUCAUCUUCAAUUUUCCUCACGCAGGAUUCGACUAUGGUCGUGAGCACGAAAUCAAAUUAAUCAUGAGACACCAAGAACUUGUGAGAGGGUUUAUGAAGAGUGCAAGAGUGUUGGUGAAAGACGAGGACAAGGGAGGAGAGAUUCAUGUGAUUCAUAAGACUGAAUAUCCAUUUAGUGAGUGGAAGCUAAUGUCCCUGGGUCAUAAAGAAGGCUUAGAUUUGAUCAGUGAGACGGAGUUUUGCUUAAAUCAUUAUCCUGGUUAUUCCAACAAGAGAGGAAGUGGAGGUUACAGUGACUCUACCUUCCCUGUUGGAAAAUCAUCUACUUUCAUGUUUAAAAAACAGUUCUUGUAUUAA